AUGCAGGUAGGGAAUGAGCUUGGAGCUGGUAAACCAUACAAGGCAAAACUCGCGGCCAUGGUUGCAUUAGGAUGUGCUUUCGUAAUGGGCUUCAUCAAUGUGGCAUGGACUGUGAUUCUUAGAUAUGGGUGGGCCGCGUUGUUUACGAAUGAUGAGCCCGUAAAAGCUUUGGUUGCAUCGGUCAUGCCAAUCAUGGGCCUAUGCGAGCUUGGAAACUGCCCACAAACAACGGGCUGUGGCAUCCUUCGUGACCGGCCCGUCAUUGGUGCUAACAUUAUUGGUUCAUUUUACUUUGUGGGUACACCGGUCGCUGUGGGCUUGGCAUAUUGGUUCAAAAUUGGGUUUAGUGGGCUUCGGUUUGGGCUUUUGUCUGCGCAGGUGGCAUGUGCUUUGUCAAUUCUAUAUGUUGUUGUGGUACGUACGGAUUGGGAAGCAGAGGCUUUGAAGGCAGAGAAGCUAACAAGAGGGGUAGAGAUGGGAAAUUGGAAUGGAAGUAAGAAUAAAGACAAAAUGAUAGAUGAUGAGGAAAACAAGGGUCUGUUGGUGUAUGGAAAUGGGAACAAAAUUGACAUUUGAUAAUAUAAAAAGGUUUUUG
Molecule: messenger RNA, 595 nt
Organism: Cicer arietinum (chickpea)
Lineage: Eukaryota; Viridiplantae; Streptophyta; Magnoliopsida; Fabales; Fabaceae
Source: RefSeq, a predicted model, not a curated record